This is a messenger RNA of Amphiprion ocellaris (clown anemonefish), 11817 nucleotides long. RefSeq lists its product as uncharacterized. The transcript has 8 exons. The record is from RefSeq and is a predicted model, not a curated record. The coding region runs from base 8821 to 10203 and encodes 460 amino acids. NCBI's taxonomy places the organism in Eukaryota, Metazoa, Chordata, Actinopteri, Pomacentridae.
AUAUUCCAUAUAUAUAUAUAUAUAUAUGUAAAAGUUGUAAUAUUUUCUUUAAGAACAUUUGGAAAAAAAUCAACCAUUGAUUUUUUUCCGAAUGUUUUUAAAGAAACAUUUUUUUUAACAUUUCUUUUUUUCCACCAAAAAAUGUUCAAAAAUUUCCCCCCAAAAUUUGAAAAUGUGGAAGUUUUCAUUGUGAAAAUAUAUAUAUAUUUUUUCCCACAUUUUUGAACUUUAAAUUGGGUCAAUCUGACCCGCAGGAUGACAGGAGGGUUAAAACAAGAUAAUUUCAAGAUUGUUUUACUUAAGAAGAUAUUUAAGAUGCAUUGUCUUAAAACAAGUCCCUCCAUCUUGCUGAAAUGUCACUUGUUAAGUGAAUUUAUCUUAAAUCAAGUGGGAUGAGACAUUUUGACUAAAAAUAAGACAAACUUGGUAAGAUUUUGAGUUUUUGCAGUGCAGGCUGCUGGUUGUGUUAGUUGUAUAGAUAUUUUUUUCUUAACUGUGCUGCAGCGUUCUCAACCCGUAGCUUCUAAACCACACUGAAGAUAUUCCUGCCUGUUUGUGCAGGAUCGGCUGGGCCUCGCAGCGAUGGACAAAGCUGGAAAGCUGGUUUUUCUGGCCACCGAGGGCGACCACCUGCAGUUUACCAGAGAGUGGUUCAAUGCCAACCUGCUGCCUUACUUACGCUAGAGCACGUCUGCAUGCCCAUGGAUUAUUUCAACAUUGUACAUUUUCAUAGCUGCACUUGAUUUAAGAGCAAUAUAAUGGAGGUUAUGGGUAAACUGGAAAACGUGUGCAGACAGCACAUGAUUCCUUCCUUUUGCCCUGAUCACUUCAUGACAGUCGAUUCUUGUUUUGUGAUGCCAUAUUAAUAUGAUCAGGUUGUUAGUAUGUUAGCUUACUCCUGUACUACCACUACUGGGCUGUUAAUGUCAUUUUAAAUGUGAGCUGCUCUGAUGAGGUCAACUGUUGGCAGAAAUAUUGUUUUGUUUUUUUUGUUUUGUUUUUUUUUUUGUAAAGGUUUUAGAAUAAGAAAAGGCCUAAAAUAAAUCAUUUUACUGUAAAAUGAUGCUUCUGUACAUAUUAUGCAUUUCAUCCAAUAAAGAUGCCAAGAAAAAGAUCUCUUGACUAAUGAGCAGAUUUCUGUUUUCAAAAAAGUUUUUAUUUCAAAGACAAAUGUACCAAUGCAAAAAUGUUAACAUGAAAAUUGGACAGAAAGAGCUAAGAUGUAAAAAAAAUGUCCAUUUUGUCUAAAUGUGUGGUCUUUAACUGCAGCCAGCUAACUAGUGACGGAAUAUUACAGCGUACAGGUGAACUAGUGAAGGCCGAACGUCCACCAGUUGAGUUUGUUUGGGUCUUCCUGGCCUUACUGGUGAGGGGGAAAAAAAAGGUACUAAUUAAGUAACGCGUGCCAAAACGUCCAUUACUUACAUUAGUGGGGAUGUUUGGACCUUAUUAGGUUAAUUAGCAAACCUCAGUGUGUUCCCUAGUAGAAGCCAAAGUGUUUAUUUUAUCAUUUUUGAAGUGGUCUGCCGGAGUGGCACAGCUUGCAGAAUGUUACAGAGUUCAAAGACGGGCAGGGGCGGAGCCAAUGGAUGAGCAUUCCAUGGGUGUGUGUGUGUGUAGUUGUGUAUAUAAAUUCUGGGGUCUUCGUUUAACGUUGUGUGAGGUCCUGUACCUUCACUGAUGUGGCUCAAUGUAGAGCUUCUUAAAUACUGUAUUAGAUGCAGGUAUCACUUCUACUGGGGCCUGUUCCCACAAUAAAGUGUGCUGAGAUACGUUACAAUAAGGGGUAAGUUGUUAUUGAGUAAGUUGAAAUAAUAAACAUUGUUUUUUCACCUUCUCUCACUCAAGGUACACCAGUAUAUUUAAAACAUUUGAUUGCUGACCACCACAAACUAUUUAAGCACUUGUAUCCACACAAAAGCUUGAUUGCUCAGCACCUUUUUGUGAUCCACUACCCACCUUCUAUAAGGAAAAUUUUCCCCUUCUUAUAAACACCAAUCAGCCAUAACAUUAUGACCACUGACAGGUGAAGUGAAUAACCUGGACCCUGAAAAGGCCAGGAAGGGACCAAUUGAAACCAGGUCAUAAAGUGUGCUGAGAUACGUUACAAUAAGGGGUAAGUUGUUAUUGAGUAAGUUGAAAUAAUAAACAUUGUUUUUUCACCUUCUCUCACUCAAACACAGCCCUGUUUUUAAAACCACUGAACUGGAUUUAAAACCAUUUAAAAACACAUGCUGUGGUCUGUCCAUUAAAAAGUCCUUUAUCCAUAAAAUCAGUGUGGGGUGAACGUGGAGGUCAGAGAGGCGAUGUAGCAGGGUGUUGUUAUUUACAGUGUUAAAAGCAGCUGAAAAGUCCAUGAAUAAAAUUCUUGUGUGUGGGUGUGUGGAGUCCAGUUGUUUAGUGACUGUAUCUAAAAGAGUGAGGACUUGCAUCAUCAGUACCUCUUUUUGUUUUGUAGGCAAACUGGAGUGGAUCCAGUUUGCCUUCAAGCUCACCCAACAGCUGAUGGCAUACAACUCACUCCAUGCAUUUGUAGAGGAUGGAUGUCAGGGCCACUGGUCUGUAGUCCUUCAGGUCUUUCGGUUUUGUGUUUUUGGGGAUAGGAAUGAUGGUGGAUUCCUUCCACUGUUUUGGAAUGAUGCCUGAGUCCAAGAGGUGCUGAAACAACCCGGUAAACACUCCACCUAGCUGGAUGAAACAGUCCUUCAGUACCCUGCCCCUGAGCCUGUCUGGGCCAGUGGCUUUGUUGGGGUUUACUUUGCGUACGAUGGAGGUUGCCAGGUGUUUGUUGAUGGUGAGUGCUUGUGUGGGGGGACUGAGGGGUGCUGGGGUCCAGGUGAUGGGUGAGAUGUUACUGUUCAAACGGGUGAAGAAGAUGUUGAGCUGUUCUGCAAGAGAGGCGGAGUCUGAAAGUCGACCACUGCAGGCUUGGAUGAUCUGCCCAUCAUGAUGUUGAGACCCUGCCAUGCUUGUCUUGCAUUUCCUGAUGUUAUUUUUUUCUCCAUCUCGUCCUUGCACCUGAUUUUAGCCAACUUGGCCUUCCUCCAGAAUUCUUUCUGUAGCUCCCUCAUUCUGGCUUUGUCACCUUGUAGGAAAGCCUUUUUCUUUUCCACUAAACAGGCUUUCAUGUCCUUGGUGACCCACUUCUUGUUGUUUGGGUGGAUGGUUACCUGUUUAGUUUGGGUGACAGUUUCUUCACAGAAGAUAAUGUAUGAGGUGAGUACAUCAGAAAGUCUGCUAAAAUCAUCCUCGCAGUCAUUAAAAACAUUUCCCAGUCUGUUAGGUCAAAACAGCCCCUUAGUGUCUCAGACACAUCCUCAUUCCAGAUCUUAAUGUUUUUUGUGAUUGUCCCCUCUGUCUUCAGUCGUGACCUGUAUUUUGGCAGCAGUAGGAUCAUGUUAUGGUCUGAAAGGCCUAAAGGUGGACAUGGUUUUGAUAUGUAUGCCCCAGGUAUAUUACCACGGCACAAGUCCAGUGUAUUAUGAUGGCGACAGGUCAGUUUUUCAUAAAAUGCUAGAAAUAGUGAUUAUUGUUAACUUUGAACAGAGUUUAAGAAACAAGAUGGCAGCAGGGCUAUUUUGAUGCACUUCUGAAAGGACAGAUUUUAGUUUACCAUGGAGGCAUUUUUAGAAACCAGGUGGCAAAUGUUCCGUCUUUCAUUAAAAGCUAAAAAUUCAGAUGUUUGUUAACCCUAGAGAAAGUUUAAGAAACAAAAUGCUGGCCAGGACAGUUUAAAAAAAUUUAUAAAAUGCUGAAAAUAUAGAUUUUUCUUAACCAUGAAGACAAGAUUGCGACUGACAUUUUUCAUAAAAUGCUAAAAAUGUAGAUAUUUGUUAAUUAUGGAGAAAGUUUAAGAAACAAGAUGUCCACAGGGUGCUUUUUUUUAAGCAAAAUGCUAAAAGAAAUAUUGACUUUUGUUAACCAUUGAGAAAAUUUUAGGAACAAGAUGGCACCAGCAUUAUUUAUUUUUUUUAUUUAUAAAAUGAUAAAAAUACAGAUUUUUGCUAACCUUGGAGAAACUUUCAGAAACAGACAAGUUUGCAGUAGGACUUUUUUUUAAAUGCUAACAGUAUGCAUUUUUGGUAACCAUGGAGACUGUGGUGCUGUGAAGCAUGUGGGGAAACGUCAUGACGUCAGAACGUACAGGUGUAAACACAACAGCUGAGUUUAGCAGGUUGAAAAUGUUGUGGGAGACUCAGAUGGUUUUAAGUUCAGAGCUGAUCCGGUUUGUGAACUGAUGUUCAGAUGUUGUUUAAAACACAGCGUCAGAUUUGAGCUGAACUGAGCUCAGCUCUCAGUGGAAUCUGUCAUCUAAAUCCUUAAACUCCACAUGUUGUUAUUUCAUCACUCUGAAAAGUGUUUUCAGUCUGAAUCAGAGUCCGAGAGCUGUUGUGCUCUUUUAUUCUGAACUGUGUCAGUGACUGUAUGCUCAUGCACGCAUUUUGAUUUCCAGUUUCUAACUUGGAGACUGUAUUGUGACAGAACAUCAUGCGUUUGUGUGCUUAUUUCUCAGACGGUCUGUUGUUGGUUGCACAUGAUGCUGAGGUUCAGCAUGCAUAAUCAUGACUGCGGUUUUGUGCGCCACAGCUGGUUAAUGUAUCAGUGUUUUAUAGCGGUGAUGGAGAAUGUGGCAUCAUCUUACUACCACAGUGCACAUAGUACCAUUAAAAGGUCUCUGUUAAUCUCUCUUUCUCUGCUUCCUCCCUCGAGUCUUCACCCAGCUCUCCUCCUCACACUCUCACUUCUUCUUUUACCUCCAUCCCAAACUUCUUACGCAGCUUUUCCCCUUCCACACCUCCUCCCUCCCUCCUUAUCUAUUCCUCUGCUCCCUCCCCAAGACUCCUUUCUAACAUCUCCCCUUCCCCUCUAACACUUCCUCCUCCUCCCAACUCACAUCUCCUCCCUCCCUUAUUUUCUUUUGCAAUCUCCCCUCCCCAAGUGUCUCCUACUCCCUCCCUAGCUUCUCUUCCUCUAGCUCCUCCUCCUCUGUCUUUUCCACCAACUCUAGCUUGUACUCCUCCUCUAACUCCUCUCCAACUUUAGGGCCUCCUGAAGGUGAACCUCCGGCAAAAUGCCCUAAAACUUGACCUUAAUUAAUUUUAACCACAUUUUUUUGUCACUGUGUUGUAGUUUCCUCUCCAAAAACAAGGUCUGCUGGCCAACGAGGUAAUUAAGAUGAAUCCACAGCUGCCGCAUGUAAAGGGCUGACUUCUGAUGACUCCAGGAACCAAGACGAAAAGACACCUGAAAAAGAGAACCCCGGUAGAUGAAGGGACAAGACACAGCUCCAGCAGUUAGAUGACGGAGGACGGAACCCACCAGAAGAGAACGAUGCUCAGAGAUGAGGAGCCUGGAGAAGCAGGAUGCACUGAUCUUUCCACAACGACCCCCCCUGAAGAAUCGCCCCCUUAUCCUGGUGGAGGCUUUAUGUGUCCCUGUGAUCCUAGGAAUUGUGCUGUCAGGGACAGUAGCCCCAAAUCUCCAAAGUGAGCUGGUCCCAGACCAAGAGCGCUUCACAAAACCUGAAUGAAUUUGACGACAAGGAACAGCAAACAAGACCCCUUUUGGAGCUGAGUGAAAAGAAGUGGAGCUGGUGUGGGAGGUGGAGCAGUAGUUCUAAUGGAGGAGUCUGAGAGACAUCAUUCAACAGCACCGACUUCUGAUGACUCAUGAACCCAAGAAGAAAAGACGAGUGGACGGAGGACCCCAGUAGACCAAGAGAAGAGACACAGUUCCAGGAGUUGCAUAAAGACGACAGACUGAGCCCACCAGAAGGGAACCCAGAGAUGAGGAACAGUCUGCGAUGAGAAACAUAAAUGACUUUCUAGGGAGCUUGAUGCACUGAGCUGCCACCAUGACACCAAGUAAUUUCAAAAAACAAUCAGAGACAAAGGAAAAGUCCCAAAGAAGAAGGAAAUGAGCAACAGAAGCAAGAUGAGAAAAGAAAUGACCGAAACGGAUCCAGGACCAGAACAUGAGAUGACAAAUAACACAAGCUAAGUCCAUGAAGCAAACUGACUCAUUAGAUAUUUCAUAUGCUCUGUUUUUGUUCUCUUUCGAACUCUCUCCAAGACCCACAACAACAAGAAGGAUCAGAGCAGAACAAGGAACCAGAUGUGGAACAAUGAGCAAAGAAUCCCUGUCACAGAGAAAUACAAGAGGAGGAAUCCAGAGAAAACUCCUGCAGUCAGAGAGAGAACAUGAACUCCACACAUGAAGAACGAGCCGACCAGCAGCCUUCACCUUUGCACCAGCACGGCAACCAUGAAAACACCUCAAGAUGUCCACUGGAAUUGGAUGUUGCUGUCCAGAUUUGUUCUGUCUCAAUGAAAGAAGCUCCUCUCUUGAAUAAACUCUUCUCCGAGCAGAAACCUCCAUCAGCAGCUGACGAAUCACAACAAAAUGUGAAAGAAUACAGCAAAAAUACAGCAAAAACUUAAAACAGUUAAGAAACACCAAACUCUGCAGCCACUUUCAGAGGUGCAGAUUCCGGAAUAUACGUAGUACAGUUGUCUGAGUCCCUACUUUUCUUACCACACUGAGGCAGCAAAAGAAAUGGUCAGACGAGCCCCAGGGUGAGGAAAGAUAGAAGAAUCGGCCCCAAGACGAGGUGAGGAAGACGACGAGGAACAGCUUAAAACAGUGAAGAAGACGACAGAACCAGGAAGAGGGAAAACGAAAAUGAAGAAGAGCUCUGGAUAAGAAUAAGACAGCUUCGGACAAGAGCAGAUACCAAACUGAUGCUGGACUGAUGCUGGACUGAUGCUGGACUGAGACUGGACUGAGACUGGACUCAAAGGAGAAAAAAAAAGGAGAAAAAGCCUCAAAUAAAAGGCCUGUAUUUGUUUCUACCUUUUCCAUUAUAGGCUCUUCUUUAAGAGUAGAUUUUACAGAAACAUAUUUUAUGGCUGGAAAAUCAGAAUAGCCAAAAACAAACAAAACCAAGCAAAGAAACAGCACUAUUUUAAAACCAUUGGAUAUCUCUCACGUAGACAAAAUGUAUUUGAAUAUUUUACUGUUUGUUUGAAAACUUGGGAUAAAUACACAGAAUGGUAAAGUGACUGAUUACAUAGAAAUGCUGCACAUCAUAAUAUUAAGAAAAAUGAAAAUAUCCCUCAUUAUUUGGCCAUAUAAAAGUUUCUACAGUGGUUUAAUAUAUGCAGUCUUGUAGUAAUUUUUAACGUGUAAAUAUAUAAUUGGAACGUAAUGUUGAUGAGCAGAGUUGGAAUUCUGUGAAGGUGGUUGUAAACAAUUCUACAGCGUUUAUCAAUUUAACUUAUUCAUUCUAAUUCCCACAAACUCCUUCAAGACCGAAUAAUAUUUCUGUGGGAUUUUAAUCAGUUUUUGUCUAAACUGGAAGGAGUCUUUUCUUUCUGAUCGUUUAUCUGUGUGAUACUCAACUUAUAGCUCAGGAAGCAGGUUUGAAAAGCCUGUUAUGUUUUUAACAAUCACCAAAACCACUGAGCUGAUCAGAGCUCGAAACUGCAAAACCAAAACAAUCAUUAGAUUUUAGCUUUCCUUCGCCCCUUGAACUGCUUACCUAUGUGUUUAACUAAAUCUAAGUUUAAAGCUGUGAACUUCCAUCAUAAUCACCUCAUUCUGUCUUAUUUAAGUAUGUAACACACAAAAAUCUGUUUUAAAUAAUAAUGAUUAACUUCUAUUAGUAAUCACUUGUGUUUAUGCUGCCUGUCAGUAUAAAAAAUGUUUGAAGAUGUAAAGCUGAUACCAUUUAACUGAGUGUAGUUUGUUGGUUGAACAUAAUUUUAUUAAAAGCUGUCUAUGUCAGACUGAUCACAAUCACCAUACCUCUCUACCUCUUCUGUCCCUCUCAACCCACCGGCCAGCAGGCAGAUGGUUCCCCCACAUAAAGAGCCAGGUUCUGCUCAAGGUUUCUUCCCUGUUAAAAGGGUGUUUUUCUUGCCACUGUCGCCUUAGGCCUUGCUCUGGGGGUUCAGGCAUAGCGUUGGCAACACUUAAACCAUCGUUCCAGUUUCAAGCAAAUUGAAUAAGUGCUGUGGUAUGACUGUCUUUUGGCUGCAGGUUCUGGGUCAGUCCUGCAUUUUUCACCAGUUUGUAUCCACAGUUUUCAGAGCAGGUUUCAUCUGUACAGUAUUUAAGAGUCUAAACAGGAGUUUCAACUAAAUCCACAGUUAAACUGAAAUAAUAAACACUUCAGCUGGGCUCUAAAAAGUUAUUCAAGGGACCUAUAGUCUGUCAAAAAAAAAUGCAUGGCUACGAGAUAAAAAUUCAUUUCUUCCGAUUUAGAUCAACCUUUUAGAGUGACACCUGAGGAGAUCACCUGUCCCAGCAGGUGAGUGUGGAAGUUGGAAAUACGCUAAAUAGAAAUGACUCAACACAAAGCUACAUUUGGAUGAGAAAUGGUGACAUCUGAGUGGUUUCAGAGGCAAAGAGCAGGACGACAUGUUAAUUAAUGGUGAAUGUCACACACAAAACCUGUAGAACGGGAAUGUUUUGGUUUCAUAAAACAAAUCUCCUAUUGAGCAAAUACAUCUCAGAUUCAUUCCUGCAUCUACAUUUUAAUCUAGUAUUUUCUAUUUUGAUGAACUACAGAAUAAUUUGCAGUGUUUUGUUGAUUUUGUUGUUAUGACAUCACACAUGACAUCACACUCUUUGUGAUGUCACGUGUGAUGUCAUAAUGGCACCACACAUGACAUCACAAUUUUUGUGAUGUCAUGUGUGAUGUCAUAAUGGCCAGAAAGUCUAUAAAUACGUUUGUAAACCUGGAUUCAACUCACAAUUUCACAAAAGGUGCGUGAACGUUGGCGAUUUUUCAAAGCUGCCAAAACGCAAUUUGAUAAAAUGUCGGCACGCCUGAACAAGAUUUUGGAGAGUAUUGUGGAUCUGGACGAAGAGCAAAGCGAGUCUGUAGUCAGAAGCUCAGAAAGAUGUCCUUCAGCAGGAAGGCCUUCUGAGUCUGUGUCUACAGUCAACUCCAGGGAAACUUGUGAAAAAGUUUCCAAACAGACGGUCCAUGAAGAGUCUGAGUCCGAUGACAGAUCCUCCUAUCAAGAACCAGCGACUGAACUGGUCUCUGCUCCUGAACCCGCCACUUCCCAGGUCAGAAAAGAAUCACAUUCUUCGCUCUACUUGUCCCCCGAAGAAAAGGAUGUCGUCGGCGCUCUGCUGCUGAAGGCGAUGGCAAAAUUCCUCUGUAAAUCCAAGGGGUUAGUCACCUCAGAGGAACUCCAGCUCAUCCUGAAGCAACUGUUGAUCCUUCUGGAUGAACGCUACCUGUCACCUGACUUCAUCACAAAAAUAACCCAGGAGAUGGACAAAAUAUCGAAGGCCAUGGCGAAGGACCUUGAAAGGAUGUUUGGCUCUGCAGAAAAGCUGCUGGAGGCAGCGACGACUGCAAAAGAUGAAUCUUUUAAGGAUGCUGUGUGGAUGGUUUUGCAGGUUAAUUUAGAAGCCAUCCCUCGACCAGACAAUUUGAGAUCUAGAGUCUCUAGGUUCUUCUUAGCGGUGAGAAGAUAUCAAUUUUCCAAGGCUGCCAAAACGCAAUUUGAUAAAAUGUCGGCAUGCCUGUACAGGUUUUGUGAGAGCAUUGUGGAUCUGGAGGACGAGCAAAACGAGUAUGUAGUCAGAAGGUCAGAAGAGUCUGAGUCUGAUAACAGAUCCUCCCAUCAAGAACCAGCGACUGAACUGGUCUCUGCUCCUGAACCCGCCACUUCCCAGGUCAGAAAAGAAUCACAUUCUUCGCUCUACUUGUCCCCCGAAGAAAAGGACGUCGUCAGCGCUCUGCUGCUGAAGGCGAUGGUCAAAUUCCUCUGUAAAUCCAGGGCGUUAGUCACCACAGAGGAACUCCAGCUCAUCCUGAAGCAACUGUUGAUCCUUCUGGAUGAACGCUACCUGUCACCUGACUUCAUCACAAAAAUAACCCAGGAGACGGAUGAAAUAUCGAAGGCCAUGGCGAAGGACCUUGAAAGGAUGUUUGGCUCUGCAGAAAAGCUGCUGGAGGCAGCGAUGACUGCAAAAGAUGAAUCUUUUAAGGAAGCUGUGUGGAUGGUUUUGCAGGUUAAUUUAGAAGCCAUCCCUCGACCAGACAAUUUGAGAUCUAGAGUCUCUAGGUUCUUCGUAGCGGUGAGAAGAAACUAUCGCCGUUUGAAGAGGAGCUGGGUGGGAGUUAACAUCAUAGCGAUUACAAUAUUUAUCCUUUUUUUUAUAUCCACAUUUCGUUUGUGAGAAAAUCACAGUAUAGAUAAGUCCUUUAUUUCUCCCCACGCCAGGGGAAAUUGACAUUGUUACAGCAGCUUAUGUAGCAAUAGGUGUAGUAAUAGAAAAAAAAAAAUAAUAGAACAGUAGUAAUAAUUUUUACAAUAUGUACAGGGAUGAGAAAUGAGGACGAAAUAGUACAGUAUUGACAUACUGUAAGACAAGAAUCACAGUGGCUUAAAAAAAAAUAAAGCGCCACCAUGAAGGUCAUAUUUUGUAGUUAAAAUAAAAAUUAAAUAAUAAAAAUCAUAAUACCAGAAUAUUUUUUCUCUUUGUUGACUGUGUGCUGCAGCUUCUCAUGAAUUCUUUCUUCUUCUCACUUGUUCUGAGUGACUUUAACAGACUUUUCUAACAGACCUUUUUUAUAUUUGUAACUUCUGCUGAAGACAACAGAUUAAUGUGGGUCUUAUUGAAUAAAGUAUGUCAGUGUCUGAACUCAGCUGCUCUGAUCCUCACGUGAUUAUUCCGGAAGCGUCUCUCUGUGACAUCACACUGGGAGCUGUGCCACUCACACCACCUAGCAACAGCCAAACAACAAGCCAGAAACCGAAGAUGUUUAUCGUCUUCAAACUCAACCAUGAAUUCAUUUUUUUUUCAGCAGAAAAAAAUUCAGAACAAAACAGAUUAGCUUCCAUAUAAUAAAUGAUAAAUAAAUGCAUUUUCCACUUGUUCUAUUGGCAGUUUUUUUCACUUAUUUCAAGGUAAAAGUUCCUUGAAAUAAGUUUUUUUUGUUGUUUUGAGAGGAGCAUUUUUUCCAGUGCUUCUCAACUUUUAAGGUUUGUGACUCUUACAAAUAAACAAAUACACAACCGUUCAAAAAUUUGGGGUCAUCCAGACAAUUCCAUGUUUUCCAUGAAAACUCACACUUUUAUUCAUGUGCUAGCAUAUCUGCAAAAGGGUUUUCUAAUCAUCAAUGAGCCUUUCAACACCAUUAACUAACACGAUGUAGCAUUAGAACACAGGAGUGGAGGAGGAAAAUGUUCCUCUGUACAGCUAUGGAGAUAUUCCAUUAAAAAUCAACAAUAGUGAUCUGCCCCAAAAAAAACAGUUAAAAACUUUAAAAUUGUGCAUACGUAUAUAUCAAAUUUAAUAGAAGGGCUAUAAAUAUGUAAAACAAUGUAUGAAUUGAACGUCAAACAAUAUUUUCCAUAAAAAGCUGCCGACACUGGAAAAAAAUGCUCCUCUCAAAACAAGAAAAAAAAAUUAUUUCAAGGAUCUUUUACCUUGAAAUAAGUGAAAAAAAAAUCUGCUAAUAGAACAAGUGAAAAAUGGCUUGGUAAGAUUUCUUGAAAUAAGAUAUGAUAUUUAGAAUAUUGAGAUCUUAAAAUUAGCUGGGAAACUUAUUUAAAGCUAUAUUUGCCAGGAUUGUCAAGCUUAGGUGUCUUAACCCUCCUGUUGUCCUCAUUUUCAGCACCAAAAAAUAUUGUUGCCUUGUCUGAAAAAAAUCCCAAAAUUCAGCAAAAAUUUCCCCAAAUUUAUAAAAAAAAUUUGUAAAAUCUUCAGGAAGAAAAUUCCUUAAAAGCUUCCCUUAAAAGUUUUAUUUAAAAAAAAAAAAAAUCCCCAAAUUUGGCAAGAAAUAACAUU